AUGAUGAUGUCAGGAGGGUAUUUUUUACUACUGACUUUGUUCUCCAAAUGUUUGUAUUACACUGUACAUUGAGUCUAUUUUUGUCUUUCGGCGUCGUCCCACUUCCGUUUCGCUGAAAGUAGAAGAAUCCUAGAAUAUGAAGAAGUAGAGAAAGAAAUUGACCUUGAAGAAUCAAUGGGUUUGUACCAACCACCAUCUUGUUCACAGAAUGCAGGGGCGCUUGCCGCCCAAAGAGAUACUGUCGCCUAAGUGGAAAGCGGCGAUACGCGGCGCGUUUUUUGCCUCAUCUGUCGCUUUUAUCUAUUUUUGUGGCGAAGUUGCUGAUCAAGCCUUCCCGGAGAACAUGAAGUUUGCCUAGACUACCUCCUCGCAAAAUGAAGUACCUGGUACAAGAGCGGCGCUGCGGGAGUCGAUUCAUGCUUCAGACCUUUUUCAUGUUUGUUCUUCAGGACGGGGAUUUCAUAACGACGCACAUGAUCAUGAUUUCUUCUGGUGUACAAAAAACCUGAUGAUCUUGACCUUGAGGAUGGAUAACAUCAAAGACUACAACAUGAUGUAACCGAGGCAUUUCCAUUGCUCCUUUUCUUCAAAAAUCAUUUUUCUUUGACAGUGUGGGAAGCACCUAAAACUCGUCAUACGAUCUCCAUUAUCGUGGUAUUUUCUUCGCCUGGUGAACAACCAACUUGCUGGUGCUAAGCACUUGUUCCAUGGUGAAGAUGACAUGCGUUCGACAAUCAUCUAGGUAGGAUCCUUCAGGUAGGAUCCAUCUAAAAGAUCCAAACAAUGUGAAAUUAUGUCAAGAUCAAACAAGAAAAAAAAAUUUCUCAGAUGCGGCAAUGGGCAAC
This is a messenger RNA of Amoebophrya sp. A25, 845 nucleotides long. NCBI's taxonomy places the organism in Eukaryota, Dinophyceae, Syndiniales, Amoebophryaceae. The record is from the annotation of a GenBank genome assembly.